AACGUCGUCUUGAUAUACGCUUUACCGGUAAUUUUUCACAUUUUUUUUUUUAAAUAAUUAUUUGUAUACUAAAAAAAUGUCACGUGGAUUAGCAGCGAUCAAAAAAGUGGCGGAAUAUGUAACUAAUUCCAAAGGAUUCGAACAGUGCCUCAAAAAUGUGACGGUGGUGUCUGCCGGGGAUGGAAAAUGCAGGGUGGAGUUUCCCGUCGAAGACGGUCAUCUGAAUGGGGGAGGAACUCUCCAUGGAGGAUUUACAGCAACUCUAGUUGACUGCAUUUCUACGUAUGCCUUGAUGACCACUGGAACUGGUGCUCCAGGAGUAUCUGUGAAUAUAAAUGUUUCAUACUUGAACGCGGCAUCACCAGGUGAAGUGAUUGUAGUCGAUGCCAAAACCUGCAAGGCUGGGAAAAGGUUGGCUUUUCUUGAGGUCGAACUGUCGAAAAAAGAUGGAGGACGUCUUGUUGCUCGAGGACAACAUACGAAGUUUAUCAUGUAGAUUGAAUGAUAACUUGAUAUGUUAUUGAUUGAUUGCUACAACAUCAUUGUAUGGCAGGGAUUGUCAUGUUCAAAAUUCUAAAAGUUUUUAGGUUCUUAUAGUUGGGACAAUAUCGUAUACGGUGAUGGACAAAAGUGAAAAAAGAAAUGCAAAUAUAUUUUUUGCCAUUACAAAUUUUUUUUUGCCUCAACAGCUUUUAUCCAAUUCCUAAUAAUUCACAUCCAGACAUUAUUUUUAUUGCAAAAUGUCAACAAUAUGGUUUCGCAGCACAAAUUCCAAACCCGGAACUUAACAUUUGUAUAUACACACUUGUACAAAUAGGUAACAUAUAUUUAAUAGAAUAUCGUGUACGGUGUUGGACAAAAGUGAAAAAAGAAAUGCAAAUAUAUUUUUUGCCGCUCAA
This is a messenger RNA of Neodiprion virginianus, 899 nucleotides long. RefSeq names its product acyl-coenzyme A thioesterase 13-like. The transcript has 3 exons. The coding region runs from base 77 to 496 and encodes 139 amino acids. The record is from RefSeq and is a predicted model, not a curated record. NCBI's taxonomy places the organism in Eukaryota, Metazoa, Arthropoda, Insecta, Hymenoptera, Diprionidae. Gene Ontology annotation, molecular function: fatty acyl-CoA hydrolase activity.